UCCUGUCUCGAACUUGUUGCACAGAAGCAUUAUCUGACCCUGAUGAAUUACGAGAACCCUCCACAGUACCCCGGGCCUGGCCCCUCUGCUCCUGGGUACCCCCCGUACACACAGCAGCCAAACCCAGCAUACCCCGGCCCCAACCCUGCCUACCCAGGUCCAGGGGUCAACCAGGCUUACCCAAACUACCCCCCGGGCCCCGGCGGCCCCUUCCCGGGCUCCGGACAGCCUGGCUACCCAGGAUACCCACAGUAUGCCCCGCAACCUGGACAGGUGUACGGAGAUGCUCCAAAGAACACAGUGUAUGUUGUAGAAGAGAGUAGACGGGAUGACUCUGGGGAUAGCACCUGCCUCACUGCCUGCUGGACUGCGCUGUGCUGCUGCUGUCUCUGGGACAUGCUCACCUAGAUGAGCCGGGAUGUCGGCACACCACGUGGGCCUCCUCCCUGGAGGAGCCUCCUCUGCUCGCACUCAACUCAAUGUAUUGCGGACAAUGCUCCCUCC
This is a messenger RNA of Polyodon spathula (Mississippi paddlefish), 504 nucleotides long. Its product is annotated as cysteine-rich and transmembrane domain-containing protein 1-like. The record is from RefSeq and is a predicted model, not a curated record. Bases 43 to 408 code for a protein of 121 amino acids. Gene Ontology annotation, cellular component: extracellular exosome. The transcript has 3 exons. Lineage: Eukaryota; Metazoa; Chordata; Actinopteri; Acipenseriformes; Polyodontidae.